This is a messenger RNA of Spodoptera exigua (beet armyworm), 1965 nucleotides long. The record is from the annotation of a GenBank genome assembly. Lineage: Eukaryota; Metazoa; Arthropoda; Insecta; Lepidoptera; Noctuidae.
AUUUUGUUUCCCUGUUUGGAUGGUGCCACGAUGCUGUGGCAGCCUGUCAAUCUGACAGAAGCGUGUCCUGCCCAGGCACAGCUGUCUUCUUGUACACCCUUCGGCUUCAUUUUCCUGAACCUAGUGGCCCAGCUCUACGGAGGAUCGUAUGACGCGAGGGUUCAGGCAAGGAGAGAAAGGGGACAAUGCUAUAAUGAUGAGAUUGAACCGAGAGAAGAGUAUGAUUUUAUAGUGGUGGGCGCUGGUUCCGCAGGAUGCGUUGUCGCUAAUCGAUUAUCUGCUGUCGAAGAUUGGAAGGUUCUGCUGUUAGAAGCUGGAAUAGAACAGCCAGACGUAACCCUGGUGCCUGGCCUGGCGACGACCCUGCUAGGGUCUAACAUCGACUGGAGCUAUGAAACGGAACCCAACGGCAAGAGUUGCCUGGCACGCCCCGGACAAUCCUGUGGAUGGCCCAGGGGAAAAGUAAUGGGUGGAUCGAGUUCCAUCAACUCUCUAGCGUACGUCCGUGGUAGCAAGGAGGACUACGACGAAUGGGCAGCCAUGGGUAACGACGGAUGGAGUUACGAAGAUGUACUGCCAUACUUUAAGAAAUCUGAGAGGAAUCUCAACAUAGAGGGACUCAACCGAAGGUAUCACGGCGUCGACGGAGAACAGUAUGUUUCCAGAUACCCAAACGUUGAUAAACCAGCCAUAAUGAUGAUUGAUGCAUUCCACGAAGGAGGCGUGCCUAUUGGAGACUUCAAUGGAGCCCAUAGUGAAACUACAAUGUACUCGCAAUCAACAUCUAAGGAUGGACAACGUGUGUCUACAAAUAAUGCUUUCAUACAACCAAUCAGAUAUAAGAGGAAGAAUUUAACGGUCAAGUCUGAAGCCGAAGUCACAAAAAUACUGAUAAACAAACAAAACGCAGCGUUCGGUGUCAGGUAUACACUGAACGGUAAGGUCCACACAGCGUAUGCUAAGAAAGAGGUCAUAAUAAGUGCUGGCAGUAUAAACUCUCCAAAGUUACUCAUGUUAUCAGGUAUUGGCCCUAGGGAACAUUUGGAAGAGCUAAACAUUCCUGUUAAGAAGGAUCUAGCUGUCGGUGAGAAUUUGCACGAUCACGUCACCUUCAAUGGUAUCUUAGUAGUUUUACCGAACGGUACAGACACUAGAGUCGGUAACGAAGAAGUUUUGGAAGAUUUGUAUGAAUAUCGUGAAAUGGAACACAAACAUGGACCUCUUUCGAGCAAUGGCCCCAUUAGUGCUAUAGCAUUUAUAAAGACUGAACCUGAUUUACCAGCACCUGAUAUUCAAUAUCAAAUAGAUCGAGGCUUUUUAAAAGAAUUUGUUCGUCAGCCAGCACUCUAUGACGAAGUUGUAAUAUAUCCUUCAUCGUACUACGACGCUCUUAUACCUAGAACAAUGAAUUUAGUUCCUAAGAGUAGAGGGAAACUGUUACUGAACCCAAAGAAUCCGAACGGUAAGCCUUUGAUAUACGCCAAUUACUUCGAUGACCCGACUGAUAUUAUACCCAUAGUCAAAGGUGUCAAGUUCCUUAUCGGUUUGGAGAAAACUAGAGCGUUCAGAUCUAUGGGGGCGUAUUUUGAAAAAACUCCGUUGAAAGCGUGUAAGAACUAUGAGUGGGGUACUGAUAGAUAUAUCGAAUGCUUGGCGAGAUCUUACACGUCGACGACGUAUCAUCCUGUGGGGACAUGUAAAAUGGGUCCUAUAUGGGAUGAGAAGGCUGUGGUGGACCCAAGACUGCGAGUUUACGGUAUAUCAAACUUGAGGGUUAUAGAUUCAUCUAUCAUGCCUAUUGUCAACAGGGGCAACACAAACGCUCCGUCCAUAAUGAUAGGAGAGCGAGGCGUCGCCUUUAUAUUAGAAGACUGGUUAAAAGAUCGGGAAUGUGAUAUUAAUUAUAUAACUAAUUAUUAUAUAACUAAUUUAGUCUACUGGUUAUUAUUAUUGUUGAUAUUAUAA